GUGAAGAUGGCAUUAUUAGAUAAACCGAAUGCGCUGAUCAUACUCGAUGAUGUCUUACUAGAUGAGACUGUGCGAUGGUUUGAUGAAUUGCAGUGUCGAAUCGUAGCAACAACUCGUAAUUUGGAAAUCUUUCAAGCGGCUAGCAACGAUAUUAUUCAAUUUCCAAUGUCACCAAGUGGAUUCACUUAUGACGAAUGUGUAAUGUUCAUUAAAAAAGCACAACUCAGUAACGUUUCUGACGAGACCGUGAUCAGACGUUUGCACAAUGUCACCGAUGGGUUACCAGCUAUGAUUAACAUAAUUUUGCAAUUGGCAAGAGACAAUCAGCAAAGGUCGGUUGAGUCGCUAAUUUUUAUCGUCUCUUGUGAUGUGUGA
Molecule: messenger RNA, 375 nt
Organism: Anisakis simplex (herring worm)
Lineage: Eukaryota; Metazoa; Nematoda; Chromadorea; Rhabditida; Anisakidae
Source: the annotation of a GenBank genome assembly